Molecule: messenger RNA, 2548 nt
Organism: Bombus huntii
Lineage: Eukaryota; Metazoa; Arthropoda; Insecta; Hymenoptera; Apidae
Gene: Pdss2
Product: all trans-polyprenyl-diphosphate synthase PDSS2
Exons: 5
Coding region: 1052-2299 (415 amino acids)
Biological process (GO): ubiquinone biosynthetic process; isoprenoid biosynthetic process
Cellular component (GO): mitochondrion; transferase complex
Molecular function (GO): prenyltransferase activity
Source: RefSeq, a predicted model, not a curated record
AGUACGUUAUUCUAUCUGGAGAUGGCGUUUAGGAGAGUUGUUUGCUCUCAUUUUGUUUCGAUGAAUACAAUCUUUAAUGUGCAAUUCCCUGCUUCAUAUUACGAUUGCUACGUAUAUUGACACAGGAAUUCAUAUAAUGAUUGAGUGCAAACUUAGUUGCUUCCGGGGAGCGGGAGACAAAGUUAUGUGAUAAUUAGAGCCGCAUUGAUCAUUAGUCACUCACUCAAUGAUGUAUAUCAGAAGGGGAAAAUAAAUCAGUUAACUAGUUAUACUAAUUUAUUUUUACUUGAUAAGAAUAAGAUUGCGCUUGCGCAAUCACAACCAAUCAUCUAUGCGGCCCUACGUAUCACGUUCUCUGCUCCCCCGAAACAGCAUCACCACCGUUAGUUAUUGCUCGGUCAUCGGUCUCCAUAGAGCUAUGCCCAUAUCUAUAUCUUUAUAUUAUAAUUUUCUCAAUCUUUAAUCCUUAGUAACUUUCUACGUUACUUCAUUUUUCUUUAUAUUCUCGGUGUUUCAUUUCCAUAUUUCUAUUGCAUUACAUUUGUACUUUUCCGCGUAUUGUUUUGUUUUCUUAACUUAUACAAUAUAAAAUUAACAAUUUCAUAUAACUGCAUAAUUGUGGAUAAGUUUAAAUACCAUGAGAAUAGACAUAAUAUAGAAACGUUCCUGCAACACUAAUUUCAUCCUAAUUCUCUACAUAUUCUCUCUACAUACUCUUUGCAUACUAAACCAUAGAUAUAGGAGUACGGUUCAUGAUUAAAACAUUACCUUCUUAUAUAAAAGAAUUCAUGUACAUUGCUCUAUUUAACGAUCUCAAUAAAAUGUAUUAUAAAACCAUGUACAAAUAUAUAAGAUAUAUAUUUGUUUAAUGACUUCCCAUGAUGAAAAAUGAAUAACUUUUUAUACCUGAAGACAAAUCACAUGAUAUCUUUUAAGAAUAAGGUCAAAAGUGAAAGCCUGAAAUGUUAAUCAUGUGCGUUAUACCUGUUGAAUGUGUGACUAAUGUUAAUGUCGAGAGAAAACAAAUUCCACGGGUGUGUGCAGUACAAAAAUGUCUACGAACAAAAUUACAUUUAAUUUAUUGAGAAACAGAAAUAUAACCAGAGGAAUCUUAUGCAGUGAUCAUAAUGUGAAUUGUGAAAGACAAAGAAAUAUGCACAUUUCUACACAAAACAGAUUCCAUUUACAUCAAUCCAACCAGGUUGAAGCAAAGCUUACAGGAAGUCAAAAGCCAGAUUGGAACAGAGCUGUUUCAGAAGCAGAGAAAAUUGUUGGAUAUCCAACAUCAUUUCUAAGUUUACGGUGGCUCUUAAGCGAUGAAAUAGCAAAUGUAGCUUUGCACUUGAGAAAACUAGUAGGAUCCAAUCAUCCUUUGUUAAAAACAGCCAAAAGUGUUAUUUAUAAUGGACGUAACAACAUGCAAGCAUGGGGUCUUAUUGUAUUGUUAAUUUCAAAAGCUGCUGGUCAUUUAGGCGUAGAUGAUAUGGAGGAAGACAAAGCUGCAGGUGUAUUACACAGUCAAAGAGCUUUAGCAGAAGUAACUGAAAUGAUACGUACUAGUCAUCUUGUUCACAAAGGUUUAGUAAAUAUAGAAUCUGAUGUUUAUCUAGAAACAUCAGAAUUGAAUGAUAUGAAUUUUGGUAAUAAAAUUGCACUACUAAGUGGGGAUUAUUUAUUAGCAAAUUCUUGUGCUGAAUUAGCAAAUCUUCGCAAUCAAGACAUUGUUGAAUUAAUGUCAAGUGCUGUGAGAGACUUAGCAGAGGCAGAAUUUGUAGGACGUAGAGAUAACCAAAAUAAUCCUUUACCUUCUAUACCACCUGAAGAUCGUAAGGAUUAUGCAGUAAAGGAAUGGACUCUUAGAAAUGUUUUAAGUGCUGGUGCCUUAUUAGGAAAAUCUUGUAAAGGUGCAUUAAAAUUAGCAGGACACAACAAUGAAAUACAGGAACAAGGUUACAAUUUUGGAAAACACUUAGCGUUGGCUUGGCAAGCUUGCUUAGAUUUAGGUCCAUUUAUUACAAAAGAUCAAAAUGUAACAUUCAAUCUAUGUUCUGCACCAAUUAUGUUUCAUAUUGAACAUGACCCAUCAAUUUUGACAGAAAUUGAUAAAGGUUUGGAAUCUGUAAAUAAUGUAGACUAUAUUAAGAUUCAUAAAAUUGUUAUGAUGGGACCUGGAGUAGAAUUAACAAAACAAUUACAGAAAAGACAUUCACAAAGGGCAAUGGAAGUUUUAAGUGUAUUUGAAAAGAAUGAUGCAAGAACAGCAUUAUAUAAUAUUAUUGCAGCUAUGGGGGAUUUCUGAACAACAAUUUCAAUUAAAAAGUAAUAUAUUUUAUAUAAUUGCCCAAAGAUCAGUUUGAGGACUCCGUCCUAUUUUAAGUUUUCAGUUUUAAUAUACUUAUGAAAUUUAUAUUUUCUCUAUAUUAUGAACAAAAUAUUAUUUAAAUUGCAAUAUAUAUAUAUAUAUAUAUAUAUAUAUAAUUAAGAUAAAAUAUGUAUAAUAUAUAUAAUAAGAUUGUUACAUUUUAUAAUAAACAAAUGUUUAAACAAA